GCGGGCGCAGCUGGUCCCGUUGUGCUGCGGCUCCGCGCGGCCUGCAGUCCCGGGCCCGCGCUCCGCCCGCCCGCCCGCCCGCCUGCCAUGGAGCCUGGCCCCGACGGCCCCGCCGCCUCCGGCUCCGCUGCCAUCCGCGAGGGAUGGUUCCGCGAGACCUGCAGCCUGUGGCCCGGCCAGGCCUUGUCGCUGCAGGUGGAGCAGCUGCUGCACCACCAGCGCUCGCGGUACCAGGACAUCCUUGUCUUCCGCAGUAAGACCUACGGCAACGUGCUGGUGUUGGAUGGCGUCAUUCAGUGCACGGAGAGGGACGAGUUCUCCUACCAGGAGAUGAUAGCCAACCUGCCGCUCUGCAGCCACCCCAGCCCGCGAAAGGUGCUGAUCAUCGGGGGCGGGGACGGGGGCGUCCUGCGGGAGGUGGUGAAGCACCCGUCUGUGGAGUCCGUGGUCCAGUGCGAGAUCGACGAGGAUGUCAUCCAAGUCUCUAAGAAGUUCCUGCCAGGGAUGGCCGUUGGCUAUUCUAGCCCAAAGCUGACCCUACACGUGGGUGACGGUUUUGAGUUCAUGAAACAGAACCAGGAUGCCUUUGACGUUAUCAUCACUGACUCCUCAGACCCCAUGGGCCCUGCUGAGAGCCUCUUCAAGGAAUCUUAUUACCAGCUCAUGAAGACGGCCCUCAAGGAGGACGGCAUUCUCUGCUGCCAGGGCGAGUGCCAGUGGCUGCACCUGGACCUCAUCAAGGAAAUGCGGCAGUUCUGCAAGUCCCUCUUCCCCGUGGUGGACUAUGCCUACUGCACCAUCCCCACCUACCCCAGCGGCCAGAUCGGCUUCAUGCUCUGCAGCAAAAACCCCAGCACCCACUUCCGGGAGCCUGUGCGGCAGCUGGCACAGAAGCAGGUGGAGCAGAUGCAGCUGCAAUACUACAACUCGGACGUGCACCGCGCCGCCUUCGUGCUGCCCGAGUUUGCGCGCAGGGCCCUGAAUGAUGUGAGCUGAGUCCAGGUGCCACUGCUGACACCACCCAGGACCUCGGGCCAAGGAGCCUCUGGCGUGCCUGGGCCCCACCAGCCCCGGACCAGACCUCCUGCCGGCUCUCGCCCACCGACCAAGUGUUACAGGCCCAGAAUGCUGCCCAGCCUGCCCUGCUGGGCGGACUGUCUGUGCGAUGUGUCUUUCUGUGUGGCUUUCAGCCUCCAAGCCUAUACCAGCUGUGUACAGCGCCAUCUCUGCCUUCUGUCGCCCCCUCAUUCACCAAACACAUGUAUUUAUAACAAAGUCUGGAAUCACAUCCCUGA
Molecule: messenger RNA, 1295 nt
Organism: Cynocephalus volans (Philippine flying lemur)
Lineage: Eukaryota; Metazoa; Chordata; Mammalia; Dermoptera; Cynocephalidae
Gene: SRM
Product: spermidine synthase
Exons: 8
Coding region: 88-996 (302 amino acids)
Biological process (GO): polyamine metabolic process
Molecular function (GO): catalytic activity
Source: RefSeq, a predicted model, not a curated record